Messenger RNA from Soboliphyme baturini, 534 nucleotides. Lineage: Eukaryota; Metazoa; Nematoda; Enoplea; Dioctophymatida; Soboliphymatidae. The record is from the annotation of a GenBank genome assembly.
AUGUUCGAUGAAGUAACCGAUCACGGAGUUGGCGGCGGCUGUGGCGGUAGCGGUGGCGGUGGCGGUGGCGGAGGCAGAGGCCGAGGCAGCGGCAGAAGCGGAGGCGGAGGGGGAGGCGUAGUCGGUGGCGGUAGUGGCUGUUGCUACCGCUUACCGACUGCUUGUUCGAGCUUGAGUAGCACCUCGCGUGCCGUGCGGUCAGCUCAGAAUUUUCCGUCGUCCAUUAGCAGGUCGAUCGCAGUGUAUUUCCACUGCCGAGCGAAUAUUUGAUAUCGCUUGACUGUCAGCGGUACUCGUCUCUUCCCCGUUUUUUCUUUCUCCGCUUGCAGCGGAUCUUCUCAGUCGUUUAAGGCAUUCGACGCUACGCUAGCGCAUACACGCGCCGCAGGUCAGUGCUACUUAGUCGACGACCGACGACAAUUUUUUGUUUUGUUCAUCAUCCCCGGAACAUGUCACGUCCUGGUGCUGUAUCAUGCGGUUGGCACUUGGCGCACGUAUCACUGUCACGGCACGCGAUUGCCAUCGUUUUUAACU